Molecule: messenger RNA, 273 nt
Organism: Paracoccidioides lutzii Pb01
Exons: 2
Coding region: 1-273 (90 amino acids)
Source: RefSeq, a predicted model, not a curated record
AUGCACAAUGAGCGUAAUAAGGAUGCCUGGAAUGAAUCUGCGAAUGAACUGAAAUGCAGAGAUACAAUCGUUAUUCCGAGCUCUCCCAAACAACCAAACAUCGUGCCUUUCCUCUUUUGGUACAUCAUGACUAAGCCGCAAAACACGUCGACUGAGGGGAGCUGGAACAACCUCGGCCCGAAAUCAGGCUUGGCGCUGAGCACGCAAUUGAGAGCGCUUUUGCGCGAUUCUCAAAACACCAACGCGGCAAGCAAACGAGAGCUGCCUGCCUGA